GAAGCAGAAGCAAGAGGCAGGAGCUUCGAUCCAAAGAAGACAGCGUGGGGAGGGAUACGCUGGGGGCAGACACCCUCCUUCCUGCGCGCACACGCGCGCUCGCACGCGCGCGCACACACCACACACAUAGUCACACACACACACACACACACACACACACACACACACACACGCCACAGGGCCUCGCAAGCAGGGAGCCGGCCCCGGGAUCCGAGCGAGGCAGCUCUGCCGAGAGUGGCGGGAGGAGGCGAGCCAGCCGGGGGGAGCCCUCGGUUCCGCUCCCGGGCCGGGGUGGGGGCGCCCCGCGCACGGCGGCCCAGAGACACCCUCGCAGACACUCGUAGGCGCGCACGCGCACCCUCUCCCCUCCUCCCCUCCCCUCCCGCCGCCUCCCGGCCGGACGAUGGAUCCCUGCAGAUCCCGGGGCUGAGAGCACCGCGCAGCGCCAGCCGCGGAGCCCGGGCGGACCGAGCGGAGCGAGCACCGCGCGGGCGCCGAGCCGAGCCGGCCGGGCGAGCCGCUCCCUGCAGGGCUGUGCGCGCGUGCCGCGGCGGCCGGCGGCUCGGCUGCGGGCCAUGAGCCCCUCCGCGGCGCGGCGCUGAGCCCACGGACGCCCCAGGACCUGCAGCGGCGGCCGGCUCUCCCCAGCCCCCUCAGGACCCCCGUGGCAAGGAUGGAACUGAAGCCGGAGGAGGAGGAGGUGGGCGGCGUCCAGCCCGUGAGCAUCCAGGCUUUCGCCAGUAGCUCCACGCUGCACGGCCUUGCCCACAUCUUCUCCUACGAGCGGCUGUCUCUGAAGCGGGCCCUGUGGGCCCUGUGCUUCCUGGGCUCGCUGGCCGUCCUGCUGUGCGUGUGCACCGAGCGCGUGCAGUACUACUUCUGCUACCAUCACGUCACCAAGCUCGACGAGGUGGCUGCCUCCCAGCUCACCUUCCCGGCUGUCACGCUCUGCAACCUCAACGAGUUCCGCUUCAGCCAAGUCUCCAAAAACGACCUGUACCACGCUGGGGAGCUGCUGGCCCUGCUGAACAACAGGUAUGAGAUCCCGGACACGCAGAUGGCUGACGAAAAGCAGCUGGAGAUACUGCAGGACAAGGCCAACUUCCGCAGCUUCAAGCCCAAGCCCUUCAACAUGCGCGAGUUCUACGACAGAGCAGGGCACGACAUCCGGGACAUGCUGCUGUCCUGCCACUUCCGUGGGGAGGCCUGCAGCGCCGAGGACUUCAAAGUGGUCUUCACGAGGUAUGGGAAGUGUUACACAUUCAACUCAGGCCAAGAUGGGCGGCCGCGGCUGAAGACCAUGAAAGGAGGGACUGGCAAUGGCCUGGAGAUCAUGCUGGACAUCCAGCAAGAUGAAUACCUGCCUGUGUGGGGAGAGACCGACGAGACAUCCUUCGAAGCAGGCAUCAAAGUGCAAAUCCACAGUCAGGAUGAGCCUCCUUUCAUCGACCAGCUGGGCUUUGGUGUGGCCCCCGGCUUCCAGACUUUUGUGUCUUGCCAGGAGCAGAGGCUCAUCUACCUGCCCUCGCCCUGGGGCACCUGCAAUGCUGUCACCAUGGACUCGGACUUCUUCGACUCCUACAGCAUCACCGCCUGCCGGAUCGACUGCGAGACGCGAUACCUGGUGGAAAACUGCAACUGCCGCAUGGUGCACAUGCCAGGGGAUGCCCCGUACUGCACUCCGGAGCAGUAUAAGGAGUGCGCGGACCCGGCCCUGGACUUCCUAGUGGAGAAAGACCAGGAAUACUGCGUGUGUGAGAUGCCCUGCAACCUGACCCGCUAUGGCAAGGAGCUGUCCAUGGUCAAGAUCCCCAGCAAGGCCUCCGCCAAGUACCUGGCCAAGAAGUUCAACAAAUCCGAACAGUACAUAGGGGAGAACAUUCUGGUGCUCGACAUUUUCUUUGAAGUCCUCAACUAUGAGACCAUCGAGCAGAAAAAGGCCUAUGAGAUUGCAGGACUCCUGGGUGACAUCGGAGGCCAGAUGGGGCUGUUCAUCGGGGCCAGCAUCCUCACAGUGCUGGAGCUCUUUGACUACGCCUACGAGGUCAUUAAGCACCGGCUGUGUAGACGAGGGAAAUGCCAGAAGGAGGCCAAGAGGAGCAGCGCAGAUAAGGGCGUGGCACUCAGCCUUGAUGACGUCAAAAGACAUAAUCCCUGCGAGAGCCUCCGGGGACAUCCUGCCGGGAUGACCUACGCUGCCAACAUCCUACCUCACCACCCCGCUCGAGGCACGUUUGAGGACUUUACCUGCUAAGCCCCGCAGGCCACUGCACCAAAGGCCUAGGUGGGGAGGGCUAGGAGAGCGAGGGGCCCCAAGUGCCCCCGGCUACCCUGGGGACUCAGCUGCAUUCCUGGGCAGUGGCUCCUCUCAUCUGUGGUGAGGAAGGAGUCUUGACCAUGGAGUUCUCUUCCAGCCUCUAUCCCAUCUUUUUAUUUUAAUGAAAUUAAACUAAUAUAAAAAGAGAGAAAGAGAGAUCCGGCCGGGACCUCAGCCUGCCCCUCUCUGCUCCAUGCUGCCUCCCCUAGCUCCAAGCCUGAAUUCUGUCUGUCUGUCAUCUGAGUGUCCGCCUACAUUCUGCUGCCACCAGUCACCAAAACCCCCUCCUAGUGGGGGGGGUGGAGGGGAUCUCUAGGGUCUGAAAUUUGGCCCCAAACCAGAGAAUGUACCUUAAGGGGGAGGGCUAGUGAGGGGGCUUCCCUAGCCUUAAGAGACCCUCCCAGCCCGGUGACUCCCCAAGAGCCCGAGUCUCCAGGUGAGAACUAGACGCCCAGUUCUGCUCCCUCAAGCAUACGGAAUCUUUAGGGGGUAGAGGAUCCCCUGUAGAGGUAGAGAUGGGGACUCCAUGUGGCCCUGGUGCUGUAGGCCACAUCCCAGUAUCUGUUCCGUCACCUCUCCCCUGAAGCUGCUGGAGAGAAAUCCUAAGAGGCAGCCCUCCGUUACAUCCCUAACAGGCCUAGCUGGUGAGCCCCGCUCGGGGAGGGACAAGGGCGCCUGACCUCACCGGCUUCUCUCUCAGAGGCCUUUGCAGAGGGCCACAUCCAUAAAUUUUCUUAUGGAGCUCUCCCAAGUCCUCUUCCCCAGCUUCAUUUGCUUCUCUCGGCAACCUCAUCUGCAUUUUCUAUUUCUAUAUGAUACAGACUCUAUAUUGCUAUAUCUCUGUAUAUACUUUCUCUAACCCUGUUUGUCUCCACCCCAUUCCCUCCUGUCUCUGAGAACCAUCCUCCCACCCCAAGCUCUCCCUUCUGUGUCACCCUGCCACCCCUCGUCUCUGGAUGCCUUUGCCUGUAUAAAGAGUUGGACCUCCCCCUGGUGUCUGUACUGUGUACACACAUCCCUUUGAGAAGCACAAGGAGACGACCGGCGCAUUGUAACCUUCGCACUGUCUUCGGUGGCGACAUAAAGGAAGCUGUGAACUACAAGCUCUGCCUCUUUUUGGCCUCGCCCUUUGCCCCCACAACUGGGGCACCCUCUGCCCUCCCCACAGCCUUAACAUACCCUCUUCCUUGCUCCACCUAUCCCAGUGCCCUUUGCCUGGCUGACCAUGGCCUCCCCAAGGGAAGGGAUUGGUGCAAAGGUGAAGCCUACCCAGGAAUGGAGCUCUGCUGGAUGCCAAGCCAAGAUGCUAGAGGCAGGGGGAGCUGGGGAUUGGUGACUCACUCUCGCAGCUGGGGCAGUGGGUACCCUCAGCCAGAAGCUGAAGCCCUUAUUGUGGCCUUUCUGUCCUCUGGGUGCCCAUUGCCCCUUCCUCAUGUUGGUGCCCAGGCCCACCACUUACAUUUUCUAGUGAGGCAGGGUUCGCUCAUGUGAGGAAAGGAGAGAGGCCCAGAGGGGGAGUUGGCAGCUCCACUGUCGUUUCCCUCCCUUAAGGAGCCACAGGUUGAGGCAGAGGGCCUCCCACCCCCACCUGGCACCAUUCCCAGGCCAGAGCCCCAACCCCUUUCCAAGCCUUCUCUGCCCCCCACUGUCUCUUGGUCUCUAAUCCCAAAACAGGACUUGUGGGCAGAUCACCUGUGUGCGUUGGCCUGGAGCCAGAGAGUGAGGCUAUAGCAUCUUGGUUCCCAAGAGUUCUGUAGAGAGCAGAACUCCCCAGAAGGAAGCAGGGCCAAAGCUGAGAAGUGUGCACUGGCUGGGGGACAGCAGGAGGGGCUCUGGGUGACGCAUGCCUCUGGUCUAAUAAACUGGGUUUCAUCCAUC
Meriones unguiculatus (Mongolian gerbil) is the source of this 4195-nucleotide messenger RNA. It is a transcript of the gene Asic1, whose product is annotated as acid sensing ion channel subunit 1. NCBI's taxonomy places the organism in Eukaryota, Metazoa, Chordata, Mammalia, Rodentia, Muridae. The record is from RefSeq and is a predicted model, not a curated record. Gene Ontology annotation, biological process: sodium ion transmembrane transport. The transcript has 12 exons. The coding region runs from base 674 to 2254 and encodes 526 amino acids. Gene Ontology annotation, cellular component: membrane.